AUGGCGAGGGUUUUCAAGAAGAGAUUGUUGAGCAAUCAGCCAUGGAUGAAAAAGAGAAGAAGACGAGAGAGAUCAAGAGAUGAUAAAUCACAGCCAAACCAUAUUCCUCUUGAUCUAGCAUUGGAUAUAGUCUCAAGGCUUCCUGCGAAAUCAAUCAUGAGAUAUCAAUGUGUCUCGAAGCUGUGGUCUUCUUUUAUCACACUUCCGAGUUUUAUCAACUCCUUCACGUCUCGGUCCACUUCACGAUCACCAACUCUUCUUGUCACCUUCGCAUCUGGUUGGAUAAGCAGAUUUGUUUUCUCGUUUCCUCAACACCAUAUUCCUGACGGGUCGACUUGUUCUCCAAUCUACAAUGCACAUGGACACAAAUGGACACGUGAAAGCUUUGUUCUUCAUUUACCAUAUGAGAUCGUACAGAAGUAUUAUAUACAAUUCUGGGGUACUACAGAUGCUGGCGAGUUUGUUUUUGCUCCGUCUGAUUUCUAUGAAACGUUUUAUACUCUAUAUUUGGAUCCGAGGAGAAAAAGUAUUAGAAAAGUCUUUUUUGAAAUAAAUAUGGAUGACCUUAGACGCCGUUGUGGACUUGAUAGCAUUAACGGCAAGUCCACCUUGCAAGUUUUCCCAAAUCACAUCGAGAGUCUCUUUUCUUUGUAG
This is a messenger RNA of Eruca vesicaria subsp. sativa (arugula), 654 nucleotides long. Lineage: Eukaryota; Viridiplantae; Streptophyta; Magnoliopsida; Brassicales; Brassicaceae. The record is from the annotation of a GenBank genome assembly.